Messenger RNA from Lachancea fermentati, 459 nucleotides. NCBI's taxonomy places the organism in Eukaryota, Fungi, Ascomycota, Saccharomycetes, Saccharomycetales, Saccharomycetaceae. The record is from the annotation of a GenBank genome assembly.
AUGUCUUCUUCCGAAAGAACGUUCAUUGCCAUCAAGCCCGACGGUGUCCAGCGUGGUCUGGUCUCCCAGAUCCUUUCCCGUUUCGAAAAUCGCGGUUACAAGUUGGUCGCAAUCAAGCUCGUCAACCCAACCGAGUCGCUUCUGACGCAACACUACGCAGAACACGUCGGAAAGCCCUUUUUCCCCAAGGUUCUAUCUCACAUGAUGUCUGGUCCAAUCCUGGCCACAGUGUGGGAGGGAAAAGACGUGGUCAAACAGGGGCGCGCCAUGUUGGGAGCGACAAAUCCGCUAAACUCCGCUCCGGGCACGGUUCGUGGCGACUUCGGAAUCGAUACGGGACGUAACGUCGCACACGGAUCAGACUCGGUGGAGUCUGCAGAGCGCGAGAUUGCGCUGUGGUUCAAGCCGGACGAGGUGGUCAGCUGGACUAGUGCCCAAGCCACCUGGGUGUACGAAUAG